Copidosoma floridanum is the source of this 3240-nucleotide messenger RNA. RefSeq names its product Na[+]/H[+] hydrogen exchanger 3 (gene Nhe3). The record is from RefSeq and is a predicted model, not a curated record. Gene Ontology annotation, cellular component: recycling endosome; plasma membrane. NCBI's taxonomy places the organism in Eukaryota, Metazoa, Arthropoda, Insecta, Hymenoptera, Encyrtidae. Gene Ontology annotation, molecular function: potassium:proton antiporter activity; sodium:proton antiporter activity. Gene Ontology annotation, biological process: sodium ion import across plasma membrane; potassium ion transmembrane transport; regulation of intracellular pH.
AUAUAUAUAUACAAGUAUUAUAGUUAGGUACUGAUAAAAAGAAAAUCGGUGACGAAUGGAUACUUGAGUAUACAAUGUGAUAGCCAGACAUCGUACAACGAACGAGGAGAAAAGGAAGAAAAGUAUUGCUAUACCAUUCUGUCAUGGUGGGAGACGUUAUCGAGGAAAAAAAGUAGGAGGCAAGAGACAUCAUACCUGCCUUUGUAUUAUAUACUCGAACAGUAGUGCCGAGGCAAGCGCGACGUGAGUGCCAUAACUGUGCGUUACAAGUGAUAUAUCUCAUUAUCGAUCUUUGAAAAGAAUAACAUAAAAUCCAUGGCGUGUCAAUAGCCAAGGAUCUUCGAUAAGGCUACGAGCGUAUGUUUACUUGAAAGUCUCGUGAGUGCGUGAGUGGGUGAAAUGUUGUCCCUAUCGAGCAAGAGGAUCUUGGCCCUCUUGCUCUUCCUGGGAGCUGGGGGCUGCGAGGGGGAUCCAACUGACAUUGCCCUUGACUCGAAGUAUCAAUCCCUGCACAGGCUUGAUAGCUUGAACUUGCUGCUCUACACGGUACUGUUAACAGCCACUGUACUAACUGUCUGGACCUUCAAACACAGGAGGCUCAGGUUCCUGCACGAGACUGGACUUGCUGUCAUCUAUGGUCUGAUUGUAGGAGCGAUAAUUCGGUAUGGCUACUCGUUCAGUUCGUCGAUCGAAAAAUUGCAAGUCGUGCCCGCGGAUCCCCUCGACAGUAACAGAACAAUACCGCCCGACUUACUAUGGAUCAACAUGCAGGAAAACAUCAGCGGUACGGUUAAAAACAAAACGUUCGCCUACUGGUUUCGUGGUGAAAUUUACAAACAGGACAGCGAAAUCGAUAAAAAGGCCACGUUCGAUCCAGAAAUAUUUUUUAACAUAAUAUUGCCUCCUAUAAUUUUUUACGCCGGCUACAGCUUAAAGAGGAAAUACUUCUUUCGAAACCUCGGGGCGAUACUGAUGUUCGCGCUCAUCGGUACCACGGUAUCGUCUUUCGUUAUCGGGACGCUGAUGUACGCGUUUUUGAAGCUGAUCCCAAACUUUUCCACGUCGUUCACGUUCCUGGACACUUUGUACUUUGGCGCUCUCAUAUCGCCUACCGAUCCCCUCACCAUUAUAUCCAUUUUUAACGAUCUCCACGUCGAUGUGAAUCUGUACGCCCUCGUUUUCGGCGAGAGCGUGCUCAACGACGCCGUGGCCAUUGUACUUAGCGGUGCUAUACAGAAUUACGGCGAGCGUUACGCCACGAAAGGCUCGAGCGCGUUCGAAGCGGCGGCGUUUUUCCAGGCCCUGGGCGACUUUGUCGGUAUCUUCAGCUUGUCGCUGUUCAUAGGCGCCACGAUGGGCUGCACCACGGCCCUGAUGACCAAGUACACGCGGGUGCGCGACUUCCCGCUUCUCGAGUCGGCCCUGUUCGUGCUCAUGUCCUACAGCACGUUCCUCAUCGCCGAGGCCUCUGAUCUUACUGGUGUUGUUGCGGUCUUGUUCUGCGGAAUAUGCCAAGCCCACUACACGUACAACAAUCUGAGUACCGAUUCUCGGCAACGAACGAAACAGCUAUUCGAGCUGCUCAACUUCCUAGCCGAGAACUUCAUCUUUUGCUACAUAGGCGUGUCGAUGUUCACCUUUCCCAAGCAUCACUUCGACUUGGGCUUCGUUGUUUCAGGAUUUUUGUGCGCACUGCUGGGCAGAGCAGCAAACGUGUACCCCCUGUCGUUCCUCCUGAAUCUCGGCCGGAAGCCCAAGAUCCCCAUGAAUUUCCAGCACAUGCUGUUCUUUGCUGGACUACGAGGUGCCAUGAGUUUCGCUCUGGCGAUACGAAACACGGUAUCGGAAGCACGCCAGGCUAUGCUGACCACCACGAGUCUCAUCGUCAUACUCACGGUGAUAUUCCAGGGCGGCAUGGCCUCGCAGUUUCUCAGUUGGUUCAACAUACCAACUGGAGUUGAUGAGGAAGUCGAAGCGCUACCGCGUAACGGAGUACGGAGCUAUAAUUCUAUGCAGGAGGGGCAAGGGGAUGGUGGCAAGGGCAACGAGAAAGCGCUGCUCGCCAGCAUGUGGGGAAAAUUCGACAAUCACUACAUGAAACCGCUGCUGACGCACUCGAGGCCCACUUUGUUGGAGACGUUACCCGUGUGUUGUACCCCGCUGGCCAGGUUGCUUACCACAACCCAGCAAAUGACGCAGGAUGACCUGGGUCCAAAGGUAGAUUCGGAUUGCGAUCUGUAUGGCGUCGAGCACGAGUACAAUAACGUCGAGAGAAGACGUACAAGCAGCCAACCGGUGAGUUAUCAUAAUUCUCAGCAGCAUAAUCUGAACUACACGAUUAACCCAUGUUACCAGCCUAACGGUACGGAACCUACCAGUAGUAGGGAUGAGCCCUACGUCAUUCUCAACCUGACAAGGCGAUAAGAUUUAUUUCACAACUGCCUGACAAAAAAAAAGAGAAAAUAAAACUAAUCUAAUUUAUACGCGAUAACGCUUUUUGUAUUGGCUUUUUAAUGGAUGUUUUUCUUUUUUUUUCUUUUUUUUUUUUCUUACUGUUUCUUCUAAGAUAAAUGACAAAGUCUAGGGCAAUGGAUGUUGAUUGAUUUUUUUCCCAUCAUAUAAUGUAACACUAAUAUCGUAAAUAUAUCUACUCUUUGGAUGACACUUCUUUUACUAAUAUGGCUGUAAAUAAAAACACGAUGAACAUCGUUGGAGUUGGGAGCAAUGGCGUCUUAGCUCUUGAAGUAUGAAAGACGUGGGGUAUUGGAAUGUUUUACUUUGAUUUUAUUUUUACUAAAAAAAAAGUCGUACUUAUUUAUAAUAUUUUAUGAGGAUAAUUUUUAAAUAAGCAGAUUGGGUGAAUUAGACGUUUUGACAAAUAAUUUUUUUUAUUUCUUUAUCUUGUGGCACAUACUGCUUUAUGCGUGCAAUAUAAUUUAAUGAUUUUUAGGUAAUCUUUCCAUGAAUAUUUUUCUGUUUUUACUGUAUAUUCGUUGAAAUUUUAUGGUUAACGAAAAAGAUUUCAACAGUCAUUUAGUAAAUUUGAAACUUUUCAUAAUUUUGAGCCGAAAAAAUCAUGUUGUCAAACAACUUUUUCUCCACUUAGAUAUGUUGAAAGAAAUUGAAAAUAGAUUUUGAAAAACGAUCCAAAGUGUAUCAAUCUACUACAAAUAAUGCCAAAAAAGUGAAUAGUCGUUGUGCAUAUAUAUAGUACGUAAAAAAAAAAAAAAAAAAAAAAAA